This is a messenger RNA of Lactuca sativa (garden lettuce), 1843 nucleotides long. NCBI's taxonomy places the organism in Eukaryota, Viridiplantae, Streptophyta, Magnoliopsida, Asterales, Asteraceae. The record is from RefSeq and is a predicted model, not a curated record.
GUUGGUGAAGAACAUUAUGACACUGCACAAGAGGUUAAGCAAACUUUACAACGUUACAAAGAACUUCAAGAUAUUAUAGCUAUUCUUGGAUUGGACGAAUUAUCCGAAGAGGAUCAUUUAACCGUAGCAAGAGCGCGAAAAAUUGAGCGUUUCUUAUCACAACCUUUUUUUGUAGCAGAAGUAUUUACGGGUUCUCCGGGAAAAUAUGUUGGUUUAGCAGAAACAAUUAGAGGCUUUCAAUUAAUCCUUUCCGGAGAAUUAGAUGGUCUUCCUGAACAGGCUUUUUAUUUGGUAGGUAACAUCGAUGAAGCUACGGCGAAGGCUAUGAACUUAGAAAUGGAGAGCAAUUUGAAGAAAUGACCUUAAAUCUUUGUGUACUGACCCCUAAUCGAAUAGUUUGGGAUUCAGAAGUGAAAGAAAUCAUUUUAUCUACUAAUAGUGGACAAAUUGGCGUAUUACCAAAUCACGCUCCUAUUGCCACAUCAGUCGAUAUAGGUAUUUUGAGAAUACGCCUUAACGACCAAUGGCUAAUGAUGGCUCUGAUGGGCGGUUUUGCUAGAAUAGGUAAUAAUGAGAUCACUGUUUUAGUAAAUGAUGCAGAGAAAAGUGGUGACAUUGAUCCACAAGAAGCUCAGCAAACUCUUGAAAUAGCGGAAGCUGCUUUGAGAAAAGCUGAAGGAAAGAGACAAACAAUUGAGGCAAAUCUAGCUCUCCGACGGGCUAGGACACGGGUAGAGGCUAUCAAUGCGAUUUCAUAACCACUAGGUGCGUCCGAAUAAUCAUCGAUUUAUACACUUAUACACCCUUUGGGUGUUUUGUUUGACUUGAUUCUGUCGAGUAAAUACAAUCAAGCAAAAUCAGAUUUUGAUGCAACGAAAAAGAAAUAGAAAAGAUAAAAAAUCAAUAUCACUAAAAGAAAAUGGGUAUAAAAACUUAUUAGAUACCAUGGACCGCGGUAUCUAAUAAGUUCUACCUACUAUUGGAUUUGAACCAAUGACUCCCGCCGUAUGAAAGCAAUACUCUAACCGCUGAGUUAAGUAGGUCAUUUAUCUUCACAAAGAAAACCAAAAGGGACUCAUCCCAUCGAUGGAUUAUAAAUAUCAUAUUACUUAGAAGCAAUACCGAUCAAUAUGAUCUUGGAUCAUGGAAUAGUCAUCUUGAGAAUAUUCAUCUUGACAAAAAAUUAUCGACAUAAUAAAAUAUAUAUUACAAGCACUAAGGGCUAUAGCUCAGUUGGUAGAGCACCUCGUUUACACGCGCGCCGAUGUUUUUCAGGGGAGUCCAUCAUGGAAUCAAAAAAAUUGAUCUUAUUGACAAAUCGAUGUCUUACUCCAUUCCAUAACUUUGAGGGAAGAAGAGAACAAUAGCCUGACAAGGGUUCGGUCCGUUUAGGUGCCCAGUUAGGUGCCAAACAGACCCCAUCAUUGAUUUGAUAUAUUGAUAAGGUGAAUACCCAGUCUAUUCAAUGCUAGGCUGAGCAUAAGGGCCUCAAAAAAAUCUCUUUUCGUCCUAUGAACUUUAAGGUGUACGAAGUUUCAUAUUUGAUUUUUAAAUAGAGCGAUAGAGACUUCAUUUCACUUAGGUUAAUCUAGGCCAGAGGCAGACCUACGUCAAGAUAACCCCCCUUGAAAAACUUUGGUAGUGUUCCUGAAUCUGAAUCCACAUAAUGACUCAGAGCACAUGGAGCCAUCUCCUUAUUUUUCGGUAAAAAAUAAAAAUGGCGGACUAGCUGAUAUUUAUAUCAGUUAAUGAAAGAGCCCAAUGCACAAAAAAUGCAUGUUGGGUCUUUGAAACAGUUCAGAUCAUUUUGAUAAUAAUAAGUUUGAUCUGUUUUACCGAGAAA